Molecule: messenger RNA, 903 nt
Organism: Cladocopium goreaui
Lineage: Eukaryota; Dinophyceae; Suessiales; Symbiodiniaceae
Source: the annotation of a GenBank genome assembly
AUGGUCUCAGCCCAGUACAAAUCGGCUAAGUUUGAUGUGAUGUACAACAAGCAGCCUGCAGGUCGCAGGUCGAAUUUCAUGGAUUUGACCCACCCGGCAGGAUGGGCGCUGAGCAUCUUGUAUAUUCUACGCGGGGUUGAAGGCAACUUUGGAGCCCACUUCGGGCUGAAAUGCUCAAGCCUUUGUAAGAUGAACAUUGGCACCAGCUUUCGCUCAGCAUGUACUUCCAUCGGCUAUGAGGGAUACAAGUCUGUUUGCCAAGCCAAUAUGCUCCUUGAAAGGACCUGCCUCAUGGCACUCCUUUGCACUUGCCAAGGUGGUGUCUGGUCUCUUGAGCAACCUUCGGGAAGUUUGGCUGAGUACUACCCUGCAUUCAGGGUUAUGCUGGAGGCAAUGUUCCGCUGUGGCGGUGAUUAUGCUGUGUCUCGAGUUGGAUGGUGGAUGGGACAUUACCAGUCAGCAACCCCGAAGCGCCACUAUGGCUAUGCAAAUAGCCCGGUCAUCCACCGCAUUGACCGCGGGAAGUUGCAGGGUUGGAAAGAUCGGGGUGUGAGAAAGGUAGUGACAGCCGAGAAAUACAAAGACAAAGGAGGGAAAAACCGUUACAAGGGAACAACAUCGUUGCGUUCUACCGAGGUCUACCCGGUCGCAUUCGGCCGACACAUGUGCGACCUCAUGGAGGACAUGAAACGCACUCGGCGAGGGCAGCCUCAGUUGCCAAGUGAACUGCCGCCGGCUCUGAUUUCAUUUCAAAGACUUCAGCCGGCCGAUUCGAACAUAUGGCGACAUGUUGGGUUUACCGAUGUUUACAAUUAUUUACGACGUAACAAGAAGUUACAAAUACCGCCUCAAUGGCGUGAUGUUGUGCCUGCUCGAAUGCAUGAGGUUCAAAGGGAUGAUUGA